Messenger RNA from Xyrauchen texanus (razorback sucker), 2201 nucleotides. RefSeq names its product 2-Hydroxyacid oxidase 2-like. The coding region runs from base 526 to 1695 and encodes 389 amino acids. The transcript has 10 exons. The record is from RefSeq and is a predicted model, not a curated record. NCBI's taxonomy places the organism in Eukaryota, Metazoa, Chordata, Actinopteri, Cypriniformes, Catostomidae. Gene Ontology annotation, molecular function: oxidoreductase activity; FMN binding.
AUGAUAGAAGAAGUUAGGACGAGACAGGAAAUAAACUCUGUUUGUGUUAGAAGUGUGGGAUCAUCAAUGACAGCAAAAUAAAAAGCUUAAUUAAAAAAAAAAAACUGGUGGUCGAGGAAGACGUGGAGGAAGAAGAGUGGGGUUGACGUGUCGUGUAGAAGAAGAAGAAGAAGAAGAAGUUAGAUUGAUUGGAAGAGGGAAGCAUGGGAUUAUCCUUAAACCUCAAGCAAAACUCAAAGGAGUCCUGAUUGAGAAACUUUAUUUCCAGUUCAAUCAUAUGGACUCCUUUAAAUCUUGUUUUAUGUUUGGUCAUCUUGAAUUUUUAUUUGUAGUUGCAAAGGCAAUACAUAUGUGAAUAUCAAAUGGUUUCUCCCCAAUGGAUUGUUCUCACUGCAAUUGCCUUGUGGAUUAUUAAAUAUCCAGAGUUCAAGGAUUUACCUCUGUGAACUAUCUUGUUUUUUUUUUUUCUUUUUCUUUUUUGGAGUAAUUAAAGAGCACUUGAAGGGUGACUUUCUAUUUUUUUGUAUGAGUGGAUUUUCUUUUCAACAUCGAAGGGAUUUGGACAUCUUCCUAAACAUUAACCAUUUCAAAAUGUCAUGGGACAAAGGCCAUUGUGCAGAAAUGACCAUGGUCUGUCUGACUGAUUUUGAAGAGUAUGCUAAGCAGCAUCUCUCAAAGACUACGUGGGAAUAUUAUGCAGCUGGAGCUGAUGAAUGUUGCACAAGAGAUGACAACUUGCUGGCCUAUAAACGGAUCCGUUUGAGGCCACGGAUCUUGCGGGACAUGUCGGUCAGUGACACUCGGACCACGGUGCUGGGAACGGAGAUAAGCUUCCCAGUUGGAAUCGCACCCACAGCCUUUCACUGUCUGGCAUGGCAUGAGGGAGAAUUGGCCACUGCCAGAGCUACUGAGGCAGUGAAUUCCUGCUACAUAUCAAGCACAUACUCCACAUGUUCAGUGGAGGAGAUCUGUGCAGCAGCCCCCAACGGUUAUCGUUGGUUCCAGCUCUACUUGUACCGUGACCGUAAACUGUCAGAGCAGAUUGUACACAGAGUGGAGGGGCUUGGCUAUAAGGCUCUGGUGCUUACAGUGGAUGUGCCCUACACUGGCAAACGACGCGAUGAUUUCCGCAACCAGUUCAAGCUCCCACCACACCUGAAGGUUAAAAAUUUUGAUGGAAUGUUCCAGCAACAAGCAGGCUCCCAGGAGGUAUAUGGCACCCCAGCCAACACCUUGGACCCAUCAAUUAGCUGGAAGGAUGUGUGCUGGCUCAAGUCCUUAACACAGCUGCCUAUAAUCAUCAAGGGCAUCCUCACUAAAGAGGAUGCAGAGCUGGCUGUAGAGCAUGGGGUCCAGGGCAUUAUUGUGUCCAAUCAUGGGGGCCGACAACUUGAUGGAGUGCCCGCAACGAUAGAUUGUCUGCCUGAGAUAGUGGACACAGUGCAGGGCCGUGUCGAGGUCUACAUGGACGGGGGGAUCCGUACGGGCAGUGAUGUGCUGAAGGCUAUAGCCUUGGGAGCCAAAUGUGUGUUUAUUGGCAGACCGGCAAUCUGGGGCCUUGCUUACAAGGGGGAGGAAGGAGUAAGAGAAGUAUUGCAGAUUCUACAUGAUGAGUUCCGUUUAUCCAUGGCAUUAUCAGGUUGCAGAAAUGUUGCUGAGAUCAACAGGAGCCUCAUUCAGUUCUCCAAACUUUGAACAGCAAAAAGAGCUAUAAUAAUAAUUUAAACUUUACAGCUGACUAGAGAACACUAAAAAGUCAAACCAUUAAGUCAAAAUGUAUUCUCAAAGUUGUGUAUAAACCACUGUUGGUGGUAGAAAUGCUUUACAAAUGAAAUGCAAUAACUACAUCUGAUUAGGAGUGCCUAAAUUCCAAAUUAUUUGCCUAAAUUGUUUUAAUGAGAAUAACAAAUUUGCUAAUACCCUCAAAAUGCCAGUCUGCUAAAUGAGCUUUUUUGCAGUCCAUGUGGUCUAUGGGAGAGAUUGAUUCACAGGACUUGGCAUGUCUGUCUGUAAUGCAAAGAGAUAUCAAAGAAUGUAAUUUGUGAAUGUGGUUUUGAAGGUUCCCCGUGUAGGUAGCAGCAAAAUAAUGUGCAAUGAGAAGUUUCAUUUGAAUUAAAAGAUUUUAUAUUUUGAAGAGAGACCUUGUAAUUGAUGGUGAAUUAAUAUUGAACAUUAAAGGAAAAAAAACUAUGCCUUUAAAA